Molecule: messenger RNA, 526 nt
Organism: Paramecium sonneborni
Lineage: Eukaryota; Ciliophora; Oligohymenophorea; Peniculida; Parameciidae
Source: the annotation of a GenBank genome assembly
AUGAAAAAAUUAAAUUAAUUGGUUAGAUAUCUUGUUUUUUAAGGAAAUGAAUUAAUAGAGUUUAUUGUAUUACUAAUAGGUCCAUCUGGAUCAUAAAAGACAAGGAUUGUGAUCAAAAAGAAAUUAGGGCCAACAAUUAGUAAUGAAUUAUUUAAUUAAUAGAAUUAAGCACUUAAUAAAAUUGAAUGAUAUUUAUGGAUUGAAUUUAUAUGAUACACCUGCUAUAUUUAGUUUAUUCAAAAAAUGUCUAAAUUAGAUAUUAUCUAAAGUGUUGAUAUAGAAGCAUGUUUUCCAAAUUCAGAAUAAUAUUCAGCAAUAUUAAAAGGAAUUAUUAUAAAAUAACACAAAAUUGUUCAAAUAGAUUCCAUUUUAUGAUAUUCCAGGAGAUUUGGAAUCAAAAGAAAUAAGAAAUAAGACAUAUCUAUAUAUUUUAUAUAAAGUAAAAUAAAAUCAAAAAAGCCAAGUUAUAAUUAAGCAAUUGCAUGAUUUCGAUUAAUUUAUUGUUUAUGUUUUUGAUAUUAAUUGA